AGAUCCUUCAAUAGCAAGAAAUAUAUAUUUCAGCAAGUGUACAAGUCACGAUCGGAGAAUCGUGCACGAAAAGCUCUCCGUACGAUCACAUUCAUCCUUGGAGCGUUUAUCAUACUAUGGACACCAUUCUAUGUCAUGGCUACCGUUUAUGGUUUCUGCGAAAGCUGCAAGAACUCACCAUUAUUCAACUUAAUCUAUUCAAUUAGUUACUAUCUGUGCUAUAUGAAUUCACCGCUAAAUCCGUUCUGCUAUGCGAUGGCCAAUCAACAAUUUAAGAAAACGCUCACAAGAAUAUUUAAGGGCGGAUUUAGGUAAGU
This is a messenger RNA of Cylicostephanus goldi, 317 nucleotides long. Lineage: Eukaryota; Metazoa; Nematoda; Chromadorea; Rhabditida; Strongylidae. The record is from the annotation of a GenBank genome assembly.